This is a messenger RNA of Paramecium tetraurelia, 567 nucleotides long. RefSeq lists its product as uncharacterized. Gene Ontology annotation, biological process: translation; ribosomal small subunit assembly. Gene Ontology annotation, cellular component: cytosolic small ribosomal subunit; ribosome. The transcript has 3 exons. The record is from RefSeq and is a predicted model, not a curated record. Lineage: Eukaryota; Ciliophora; Oligohymenophorea; Peniculida; Parameciidae. Gene Ontology annotation, molecular function: structural constituent of ribosome; RNA binding.
AUGAAAGAGAAGCCAUUAAUAAUAAAUAAUAUCUUUGUAAAUAUUCAAAAAUAUUUUUUUAAUUUUUAUUAUUGCAUGUCAGCUCCAUUCUACACCGUCAAAGACGUACCUGCCUAAGAUUUCAUUCAUGCAUAUGCUGAGUAUUUGAAGAAAAACAAUAAAAUUAAAAUUCCAGAAUGGGCAUCCAUUGUUAAAACUGGACUUGGAAAAGAAAUUUCACCAAUUGAUUAGGAUUGGAUGUAUGUUAGAGCUGCUGCACUUGCUCGUAAAAUAUAUGUGAGAGGUCAUUGGGGUGUUGGAAAUCUGACUCAUAUGUUCGGAUCAGUCAACGAUAAUGGUAAGCACGAAUCCGGAUCAGGAAAAGUCAUUAGAUAUCUAUUCUAAUAAUUAGAAUAAAUCAAAGUCUUGAAGAAAGACAACAAAUCUCUCUUAAAGAAGGGAUCAAGAAUUGUUACCAAGGAAGGAUAAUAAGAUUUAAACAGAAUUGCAACUUAAGUUGCCUUGGCUGCCAGAAAAUGAUUUAUUAAACAUCAAGAACAUUAAAACCUGUCGAUAUUAUUGUAACCA